AUGGCGAAUUUCCUUAGUGAUACUUUCACCGAUGAGGACACUAGCGUUUCCAAACUGUGUAACAAUUGUUUCAAACGUUUAUUCGACGCCUGCGCCGCGAUGGCUGUUAUGGUAUCGUCGGUCAAGUUAUCAACGUACCCGUCGACCUUGAAACCAUGGUACAAUUCCUGCCACGGUCUCUCGGUGAUGACUUUGCCUUCAAGGAGGGGGCCCAACCGAGUCGGGGAGCCUUCGCACAGCGCGAAAAUCUCGAAGGAUAAGGCUUGCGACAGGGAUACCCUCGUGGCGGUGGCAGCGUCGCUGAGGAUCGUCGGGGUCUACGUGGUUGCACAGACCUCAAGUACGGUGCUGAAAACUUUCAGCAUCACUUUUCCAUUCCUGAGUCUGUUAUUCCAACUGUUGAACAUCGGACUGGUCGUCUUCGGGUUGGUUCAUAGCACCUUCCAGGGCUUCCUCUUGUCUCAACUGUCCCAGCUACUAUCGUCGGUAUGCGCUCUGAUCUGUUCAGUAACUCUUCUGUGCUCGGGUCGUCGCCUGAAUUGGAUACGUAUCCGAUCUAUAUCUCUAUUAGCGAGUCUUCCCGAUCGGGGAGAGUCUUGUUCGUUUGCUGUAGUAUCACUCAUCGUCGUGGGCUGGAUCUAUAUGUGCGCGCGUUUUGUGGCCUUGUGCUGGGUACUCAACAAUCAGAUACCUCGAGAGGCUUAUAAGAACGUGUACGGGGUGGAGGCGGCGCAUUCGUCGAGUCCACGGACGUUGCUCCUGCUGGUGGGACUUUAUUGGUAUCUGAACAAUCUCUUCACUAACGGGACGCUGGUCUUCGUUCCGAUUUACUACAUGGCGUUCUGUAUCGUAUUGUCUCAUUCCUUCAAUGUCCACUGCCGUAGGCUCAAAUCUAUGCAGAGGAGUCUCGCCAGAUUGAUGGUCGCCGAUGAUUUGGCGAACAUCCGAGCUUUCUACGAACGGGUUUGCGCGCUGGCGCUGGACGUCAAUCGCGCUUUCGGCAGAAUUGUAUUCGCCUGGUAUAUCAAGAUCGUGCUCAGUAUAUGCGUAGAUUUCACUCAAUUGUUCAGCGAUCACGAGCUGCUCGAUUCUGCAAGACAGGAGGAAACCUUUCUCUUCAGUCUGAGAGUUGUCUACUCGUUUCUGACAUUUCUCGGGACCUGCAUAGCGGCGGCGCAGGUGUCCGAAAACGCCCUGCGUCCUCUGCCAAUCCUGCACACAUUGACGCUGCGCUCAUCUCGUCUCGACAUGAACACCAAAAUGGAAGCCCAUUUCUUCUUAUCGAGACUCAGUGCCUCGCCCGUCGUGCUCACCGGCUGGGAUUUCUUCGUCAUAAGCCGCAGUUUCAUUCUGAGUGUAGCCGCUGCUCUGACAACAUACAUUGUGAUCAUGAUUCAAAUGAACCCUAAAGCGAUGCGGACGAUCAACCGUCUCGUUUCAACAGCUUUGAACUCGACGACAAAUUCGACAAGUGUUCCCAAUGAUUGA
Messenger RNA from Galendromus occidentalis (western predatory mite), 1488 nucleotides. RefSeq lists its product as uncharacterized. The transcript is spliced from 9 exons. Gene Ontology annotation, cellular component: membrane. Lineage: Eukaryota; Metazoa; Arthropoda; Arachnida; Mesostigmata; Phytoseiidae. The coding region runs from base 1 to 1488 and encodes 495 amino acids. The record is from RefSeq and is a predicted model, not a curated record. Gene Ontology annotation, biological process: sensory perception of taste.